ACAGUUCCACGACCCUCAAUAACAACAGUAUUGCAGCCUUGAAGGCUGAAUGUGUAUAAAGGAGAGGAGCGCCGUUGCGGCUGCGUCCCAGUGCUGGAUUUCCUUGAAGGUCUGCAUCGCCUCUGCAGUGCCUUGGAAAACAUAAGGGCCCCCCAGAGACCGAGGGUUUCAGCAUUUACAACAGAUUCCACGACAUUGCAAAAACAAAAAUAAUGGAUAAGAAAAGUGCCAAUGGCUUUCCUUCCAAGACAUCUGAGAGUGGACUGCGGAGUAAACAGCUGCCGUAUUCUGUAGAGACGCCAUAUGGGUUUCACCUGGAUCUAGACUUCUUGAAAUAUGUAGAUGACAUUGAGAAGGGGAACACAAUCAAGAGGGUGCAUAUCCAGCGCAAGAACAGGGGCCCAAAAUACAGCACACUGCCACGCAACUUCAGCCUUCCUGGGCAUGGCGCUCGACCUCUAGCCAAAGAUACGUGGGCCAAUACUUCCACUUUAGGAUCAAAACCCAAGUCGCGUGUCACUGAAGUCCAGCAGCUUUUCGAGUUCCGAGCCAGUGAUGCCACUAGUUGUAGCAGUAGUGGAAGCUCCCCUGCCAGCCAGUCAAAAGUGCCUGUGAGUACUUAUCUCCCUUCUCCCAAGGCUGGGGAAGAGUUUCAAAUACAGACCUCCAAUGAACAGUCUAUGAGCAUUAAUGUCAGGCCUCACCUGUUUAGAGCCUCCAGCAUGCCUGUUAAUAUCCAACAUCAGAAAGGAUCAGACUCAACUGACGAACAGAGAUCCCAAACGCAAAAUGGCUUAGCAGAGAAACAUUUUCGGCCGGAGGACAGUGGCGACAGGAGAGGCAGUGUUCCCCAGGACAGGGCCAGCUUACACCAACAGAUAACAGUUGCACUGAAAAGGGUCAGAGAGUUAGAGGAGCAAGUCAGGACCAUCCCAGAGCUGAGGUCUCAAAUAUGCUCUCUUAGAGAGGAGAGAGAGCAACUUCUUCAAAGAAUUCUGCAUCAACAGUCCGAACAAAAUAUAUCUUUGCAUUUGGAGAGCAAUGUUCCUCAAAGUGAACUGCAAGACAAAGGUGUUCCUCCAGUUAUAAUAGAGCAGACAGAUACUUCCUCUCUUACCAAGGACACUACAUCUGAUCAUGGAAUGGAUCAAGUAGUUCAGUCAGACAAAACCACAGAACAAAAGGCAGAGAAACAAAACCUUGUGGCACAGAAUAUUGUAGAGCAAGAGUCUGACAAAUAUGAACUGGUAACUGAUACAGAGUCAAAUAAUAAACAACUGCCAGCUUUCGUGUCUGUCCCACUGAUACUCAUAGAGAAGGCAGAAACUCCUACUGAUCCAGAGGAAUCAGAGAGACUUUUACAGGAUUCUAAACUUCAAUCAGAAGAAUCAGAGAAUGUUUCAGAACGAGUUGAAAAGGAGGAAAAAUCAUCAGAGACUUUAUUAGAAGAUAAACAGUCCACUGUGUCAGAAGGGAUUUUAGAAUUAGAGGAAUCAGGUGCUACAUUUGAAUGUAUGUCCACUCAAGGAGAUGGUGAAAAAGCUGAGAAGGUUGAGGGAUCAAGUGAAAUUAUAAUUGCAGAUAAUACAAUCUCCCAAUCUGAUGAACAGAAUCUUUUCACAAACCAGGAGCUAGAAGUAAAACUGAAAAUUUUAGAAGAAACUUUAAGCAAGGCCAGUUGUGAACUAGAAAAGACAAACACAAUACUGAGGGAGCAGAUGGAUGAGAAUAAACAAAAGGAUAAGAGAAUACAGGAACUGAUGGACAGAGACAAGCAAAAAACUCAAGUGCCUUUGGAGACAAUUCCUGAACCAGUUGUCACUUGUGAUGCAUCAGUUAGUACAGACAGCAAAAGUGUCCUGGAGAAAGCAAUCUCAACAGAACCUCAACCCGAUGUUGGUUCCAAAGAAACAGACACAAAAUGCUCGAGCACUCAGACAAAGGUUGUGGAAGCAAGAGACAUUGAAGUCUUAGCACAAGUCACUACAGCAGAGAAAAUUGUGGGAGUAGAAAUUGUCAUGUGUGACCGUGCAAUGGAAACUGAAGUCCAGGAAGAUAUUGAAGAUAUCAGUCAUGCAGAAGUCUCUGAAGUGUUAGGGAACAUAGAUGCCAUAGAAGACAAUGAAACAGAGGGUGAUAUUGAAGAUAGUGUAUCAAGUCAGAUUAGAGAUACUGAAGUCAGUGAAACCGUGGUUGCAGAGAGUUACAUUGAAGAAUAUGUAAUGGUAGAAAGUGUCAUGAUUGAGACUAUGACCAGUGAAAGUGAAGUCUCUAAGCCCUUAGUCGCAGAGGAAGAAUCUGUUGAGAACACAGAUGUUGAAAUCACACUAUCAGACAAAACAAGAGUUGAAAAAGGUACAGGUUUACAAACACAACAGGAGCAUAAGGACACACAAGGAGAGGAACCCCACCUUCAGUCUCAACGGGCGCCAGAGCCCUCUGCUUCUCCUGCUGCAAUCGGUCAGGUUGUUAAUCGUAUACAGGGGCUUCUCAAUGAGCAGUGGGCUAGCUUAGGAAGUGGGGGCCAUGAUACAAAAGCAGAGUGCUCCCAGAAACCUCAUGCCUCUAAAAUGAGCUCCAUUCAAAGCCACCUGAGAGGCUCCCUUAGUGCCCUGUCUGCCUUCUACACACCAGUUCAGAAAGGAGGGUCUGCACGACAAUCAGGCUUAAAAUCCAUCAUGAAGAAAAAUGACUGUCCUGACAAGCAGGGCAAUGGAGGAGCGAAGAAGAACUUGAAGUUUGUUGGCGUAAAUGGAGGCUAUGAGACCACCUCCAGUGAGGACUCCAGUGGGGAGGAGGAUCAGGACGAGGGGGAGGAGGUGGAUAGCUCGGAGCCUGAGGUGGAGCAGGGAGAGGAGAGUAAAAUGGCCCAGGAGGAGGCUGCUGCUACUGGGGAGCAAGGUGACCGGGCUCAGGCAGAGGUGGCAGAGGGCUCUGAGGAGCCUGAUGCUUGCCAGGCCUCCAUGAGUUCCCAGGAGGAGCAGCCUGUCAGUGAGUUAGUUGAUAAGAACUUCAUGGCUGCUUGUCAUUUCCUGAAGAAUCGAAUGGCUGAAGUUGCUACACCAAAUAAAGAGAUGAGGCAAGUUCUGAUGGUGCUCUAUCAGGAGUGGUUCCGUGUUUCCAGUCAGAAGGAUUCAGAGGCUGACACAGUCACUCUGUACCUGAGAGAGGUGGGCUUCCACACACCCACUCUCCUGCGCUACAUAGUGAACCUGGCUGAUGGCAAUGGCAACAUGGCACUGCACUACAGUGUGUCCCAUUCUAACUUCUCUGUGGUUAAGCUGCUAUUAGACACAGGGCUGUGCGAGGUGGAUCACCAGAACAAGGCGGGCUACACUGCUAUAAUGUUGGCAGCUCUAACUGCGGCAGAGAGCCCUGAGGACAUGGAGGUGGCUCAGCAGCUACUUAGAAUGGGCAAUAUCAAUGCACGAGCCAGCCAGUCAGGGCAAACAGCACUGAUGCUUGCAGUUAGUCAUGGCCGAACAAUGAUGGUUCAGGUUCUUCUGGACUGCAGAGCUGAUGUGAAUAUACAGGACCGGGAUGGAUCCACUGCCCUGAUGUGUGCUUGUGAGCACGGGCAUGCUGAGAUAGCCAAAAUACUGCUGGAAAGUCAAGACUGUGACAUGUCACUCACAGAUAAAGAUGGACAAACAGCUCUGUCAGUAGCCAUGAAGGCUUCUCACUCUGAGAUAGUUGACCUUCUGAAAACUCACACCGAUCCACCUGCAGUCACAGAUCCUACAGCUCCACUCUGAGUGCAGAGGCCUUGUCUUCAUCCUGAACUGGCUCUGUCACGUUCAUCUUUCUACUGCCUCAACUAGACUCUGAUGGCCAGGCCAACUGUCAACAACAGAGAGACAGCACUUGCUAGAAAAUGCAGAUUCUCUACUUAGAGACAAAUGGCCAAUGAAAAAUGCACUUCUGUAGCUACACCAAUCAAAGAUGCCAUGGUUACAGAAGGGCCAUGGAGGGUGGGCUUCCCUAAACUUCCCUUAAGGUCCUCAAUUGUCCUGAUGCACAGCUACUGUAGCUAUUUUCAAGAUAUUACGUUUGUGUGUAUCAGGCAUGGUACAUUGCUACAUGUUUAGUCCUUCUAUUUUCAGGUAAUGUGACUAUAUUUUUUAUUAGGUGAUGAAAUGUAAUUCUGAAUUUUAUUAUGGAAAUUAUCAGAUACACACUAUAUUUAUUUAUUGUAUUGCACUUUUCUGUAACAUUUCCCCCUGGUAUGUAUCUGUGGCAAUGUUAUCUCAGUAUAACCUGAUGUGUCUUCCUAUAUGAGGGUUGUUGGGUCAGGCCCAAUAAAGAAAAUAAAGUUUCUUGCUUUUACAGGUGGAACAGGGAAAUGAGUCACAUAGUUACAUUAUGUUGCCAGAAUGUCUCCAUUCACAGUAUCUGUACAUCCCAGCAGAGAGCAAGGGACUGAUGAAAAAAAAAAAAAAAAACCUGAGAGGUGAUUUAAAAAGCUUUAGUAUGAUCUAUGAAAUGUUGCUGAUCAAUGAAAUGCCCUGUCCUUAUGUGAAUUAUUUUUGUUAAUACACCAAAAUGUUUCCUUUCAACAGAUUAGUUUCAAAUUAAUCUAUGACUAACAUAAUUUUUGGUAUCAGCUAACAUUUAUUCUAUGUCAGAGUUUACAGUAUACUCUAACCUGCUGCAAUACUAGCUCUUUCACAAUUAAAACUUCCUAUCCUGCAAACUGAACAUGAGUUUCCAAGUUCUCCAACAGACACCGAUUAAAGCAGAAUAUAAUAAUGGGCCGGAUUGUUGUCGCACUCUUUGUAGGCUACAUUGUACCUGUUGAAAUUAAGGCAUCAAACAUUGUGAUGAGAUAUGUUUAAUGACAAAUCAAUAAGUCAGCUGGACAAAGUAUAAAUGUAAAUAUCUUGUGGGAGGCGCUGUGAACUAAUACCCUGAAAUGUAACGACUAUUCAUCUAUAUUUUUGAGUAUAUACAGGUAUAUGCAUGGAAUAAAUAUUGAAUAAAUAAAAACAUGCAUUGAAUUUUUGUUUCUUCUUUGUGGUUUGAUUAAACAUCAACAACAAACAUAUUGUAAUGGAAGUGUUUUUUUCUUCAUUUUAAAACAUGAAAAGCCUACCGUAUUAUGAAUUAUAUAAUAUAGUUAAUUGGUUGCGCAUCAUUACUAACAACACCACUAUUACUC
Molecule: messenger RNA, 5158 nt
Organism: Xyrauchen texanus (razorback sucker)
Lineage: Eukaryota; Metazoa; Chordata; Actinopteri; Cypriniformes; Catostomidae
Gene: kank4
Product: KN motif and ankyrin repeat domains 4
Exons: 10
Coding region: 213-3755 (1180 amino acids)
Biological process (GO): negative regulation of actin filament polymerization
Cellular component (GO): cytoskeleton; cytoplasm
Molecular function (GO): protein binding
Source: RefSeq, a predicted model, not a curated record